AUGGUGGAUGACGCCGGUGCCGCGGGAGGGGCAGGAGGAGCCGGUGGUGGUGGUAGUGGUCCUGGAGCUGCCAGAGGGGGCUUCCGGGGAGGCUUUGGCAGCGGCCUACGAGGCCGCGGACAGGGGCGCGGAAGAGGGCGUGGACGCGGCCGUGGUGCCCGUGGGAAAGCUGAAGAUAAAGAAUGGAUUCCAGUUACCAAGCUCGGCUGCCUGGUCAAGGACAUGAAAAUCAAGUCUCUGGAAGAGAUCUACCUCUUUUCCCUUCCAAUCAAGGAGUCGGAGAUCAUUGACUUUUUCUUGGCCUCUUCGCUGAAGGACGAAGUUCUGAAGAUCAUGCCUGUCCAGAAGCAAACCCGGGCCGGGCAGCGCACCCAGUUCAAGGCCUUCGUUGCCAUCGGAGACUACAAUGGCCACGCCGGUCUUGGCGUCAAAUGCUCCAAGGAAGUUGCCACUGCAAUUCGCGGGGCCAUCAUCUUGGCUAAGCUGUCCAUCGUGCCGGUGAGGCGUGGCUAUUGGGGUAACAAGAUUGGCAAGCCCCACACCGUGUCGUGCAAGGUGACGGGCCGCUGUGGGUCUGUCCUGGUGCGCCUCAUCCCUGCGCCACGCGGCACUGGAAUCGUGUCCACCCCAGUGCCCAAGAAACUGAUGAUGAUGGCUGGGAUCGAUGACUGCUAUACCUCUGCCAGGGGCUGUACCGCCAACCUGGGCAACUUUGCUAAGGCCACCUUCGAUGCCAUCUCCAAGACCUACAGUUACCUGACCCCCGACCUUUGGAAAGAGACAGUGUUCACCAAGUCUCCUUACCAGGAGUUCACUGACCAUCUGGCCAAGACCCAUGCCGCCAGAGUCUCUGUGCAAAGGACCCAGGCAGCCGCUGUGGCAACCACCUAAUGGCUUUUUUUGUACAAGAAAUAAAAAGU
Messenger RNA from Euleptes europaea (tarantolino), 920 nucleotides. Its product is annotated as 40S ribosomal protein S2. Gene Ontology annotation, molecular function: structural constituent of ribosome; RNA binding. Gene Ontology annotation, biological process: translation. Lineage: Eukaryota; Metazoa; Chordata; Lepidosauria; Squamata; Sphaerodactylidae. The transcript has a single exon. The record is from RefSeq and is a predicted model, not a curated record. The coding region runs from base 1 to 891 and encodes 296 amino acids. Gene Ontology annotation, cellular component: ribosome; cytosolic small ribosomal subunit.